AGCUAAGUUGAGCUAGAAGUUGACUCAUUUUCAGACUUGUCAAUAAUGAAUUGUAUUAUUACAUAGUGAAACUGCAAACUCUAGGAUUUCAAUUAAAUUCUAGGAAGACAAAAUACUUUCUUUUCUUUAUUUUUCCUGUACAAUUCUGUUUUAAAGUCCCUGCAGCAUAAAGGUAGAAUUUUAAUCCAUCAAUGGUGGCACCCUGAACAUAUUUUAUCAAAACAUUUCUGACAUGGGCAAUGUCCUUCAACCUUGUCACUAAUUGUUUACUAAUGGCACUGUCUGCUGUGCAUAUUAAAGGUUUUCAUUUGAUUCAAGGACUCGGUGCGGGGUUCAUCCCUCCUGUGUUGGAUGUUGACAUCCUUGAUGAAGUUGUGCAGGUUUCUGGUGAAGAAGCCAUAGAAACUGCUAAACUACUCGCUUUGAAAGAAGGGUUGCUGGUAGGUAUAUCAUCUGGAAUUUUGAACAAAAUCAUUAAGAAAUGUGGGAUCUGGGAUAUCCAUGGGGGUGUGUUUGGUUCGUGAGGAAAGUUGUCCCAACUUUUCUCAUACAAUUGUUUUUUUUUUUUUUUUUUUUUUCUGUUUUUUUUAUUAGGGCAAGUGGAGAGGGGGGAGGGGGAUCGAAUAUUUGUUAUGAUGAAUAAGGUUUACAUUAAGCUGUUGGGUCAUUAGGUUGGUAGGCUUUCUUCUUUCUCUUAUAAUGUUAUUCAUGUAUUUUUACACUUCUAUAUUAUAACAAAUAAGGAUAGAAGUG
Rubroshorea leprosula is the source of this 753-nucleotide messenger RNA. NCBI's taxonomy places the organism in Eukaryota, Viridiplantae, Streptophyta, Magnoliopsida, Malvales, Dipterocarpaceae. The record is from the annotation of a GenBank genome assembly.